AAAGAAAUAUCAUGGAUUCCUCAGACCGAGUUUGCACAGUACGAGGACAUUACACCCAAAGGAAGAUGUACAUACAGUUUCGCGGUAGUACGCGAUUUGCUUUUCUGUUAUUUCUUUUCGUCUCUAAACUUUGAAACAUUUUCAAAGCUCACUGGACUUGCAGUUGGAUACAUCGUAUCUACCGUUCGUGCAUAUUUAAAGCGAACGAUUUACGGUAUUAUUAUUGAGUUUCAAAGAAGGGAGAAGACCGCACUUGUUCCUUCUUUUUAUCAAAACUGUGGACCUCCCAGUCUUUACGCAGCUAUUUUAUGAUUCACGUCGAGUUAUCGUUGAGACACACAUUUGUGGCGGAAGUAUAUUUUUUAAUUUGCUGAAAAUAUCCGCGUUAUUGUACAAACUUGGAUACUUUUGUUCGUGCAUACAGAAAUAUAAAAAAGUAUGAUUCGGAAGAGUACAAUCAAUCGCACGACAGAAAUUAUGUUUACUCUUUUCGGUAUCUGGCCAGGUACCUCGUGUAUUCAGAUUCGCAGAAUAUUUUGGUUUAUUACGAUAAUAAUUGUUCAGUUUCUCCAUUACCGAUAUCUUUUAACACAUUUUUAUUCCGAUGAUCUUUUCAAUUUGAUGGACUGUUUAAGCAGCUUCCUAGCAUACGCAAAGGUGAUGACUAAAUUUAUUGUGUUUUGGUUCAAUCAAAGAAAAUUCAUCGAGACCUUGGCAAUGAUGGCGGAAGACUGGAACGACUGUCCUAACAAUGAAAUCAGCAUGCAGGAAACUAUAUGCAAAGCGAAAUUAUCGGAUCGUAUUGCUAACGCGAUAAUCAUUCUUCAUACGUUAAGCGUUGUUACAUAUGGCACACGUAUCAUCCUAGCCGAUGUUGAUAUCACCGAUAGCACAUCAAUUCCACCCUACAUUCACAAAGUGGAACUUCCCUUCGACGUAAAUACACAACGAGCAUAUAAAAUGGUUUUAAUCACGCAAUUCACGUAUCUUAUAAUGUGCAGCUGGGCUGCUGGUGCUGUAAACGCCCUGCUUCUAACUUUGAUUUUGCAUAUAGGCGGCCAAGUGGAUAUCCUGCGUUGUUUGUUAACAGAUCUUGUAUCCAAAGAGGAUGGGAGAAAACGUACAAUUGUUACAACGGGCGAAAUUAUUCGAAAGCAUCAGAAAAUUAUCAAUUUCUCGCAGAAUGUUGAGAAUCUGUACACGUAUAUCGCGUUGCUACAAUUCGCCUCAAACACGAUAAUAAUUUGCUCGCUGGGAUUUCUCAUCGUAUGCGCGAUCGGUACACCCGAUGCGACACAGCAAAUAAUAAGGUCUGUUUUAUUUUACAUCAUAACAAAUCUUGAAGCGUUUAUAUUUUGCUUUGCUGGAGAAUAUUUAAAUAACAAGAGCAAAGCGAUCGGAGUUGCAGCAUACAAUUCUGCAUGGUACAACUUAAAACCUGAAGACGGUCGUAUUUUAUCAUUUAUAAUAUUAAGAUCGCAAAAACAGUUGACGCUUACUGUUGGAAAAAUGAUGGAUCUCUCUUUAGAAUAUUUCGCAAGUUCACUCUCAUUUUGUUCAGAGGAAAAACGCGGUUUAUCUUUCGUCAGAUUUAUCGUCAGACGCAUCGUCGAUCGCGUUAUAGCAUGGAUUAUUAAUCGGAAAUUAAAACGUUUAAUGAUGUUCGCGAAUACAAUAACUCGCUCGAUCGAGAUAGGACUUCGGGUUGCCGGUAUCUGGCCGAAUGUCUCUUACACGAUCGCCAGUCGACUUUUGUGGACUAUGACGAUGAUAGCCGCGCAGACCUUUCAGUAUCGCCACAUGGUAUUGCAUCUUCAUUCCGAGGAUCUGUCACCUCUGAUGGAUGGGUUGAGCGCGACGCUGUCGUACAGUUUAUUGUGUGUCAAGUUGAUUGUUUUCUGGACGAAACAACGAAUAUUCCACGACGUGUUAAGGGCCAUCGCGACGGACUGGAAGGAAUGCGAGGACGUCGGCGAAGCUCUGUGUACUAUGACUAGCGUGGCCAACUUGUGCCAUCGUUUCUCCAAUUCGAUCAUCGGCUUGCACUCGAUGGCUGUGUUGUUCUAUUGUAUCGGCGUCGUUGCUUUGAGUAACCACGACGGCAUCGCCGAGCGCGAACUUUUCCUCAAGAUGGAGUUACCCUUCGAGAGUGGCACGUCGCCAGUUUACGAGCUCGUCAUGACCACGCAGUUCCUUCAUCAGAUGACGUCCGCCACCGUGAUCGGCGUACUCAGCGCCCUGCUAGUUACGCUGGUACUGCACGCAGGCGGACAGAUAGAUAUCCUGCGUGAAAGAUUAUUAGAAAUUUUAUCGAAGGAUAAGAAGCCGACUAUGUCCACAAUCACAAUAGGUUCAUUGAUCCAAAGGCAUCAGAACAUCAUCAUAUUUACCGAGAAAAUCGAGAGUCUAUACUCGUACAUUGCUCUGGCUCAAUUUAUUUCUAAUACCGUCGUUAUUUGCUGCUUAGGCUUUAUCAUCGUAAAUUCGAUUGGUACCGAAGGUUCCUCUAUGAUAAUAAGAUCACUUCUAUUUUACGUCGUCAUCAAUUUAGAAGCAUUCAUCUUUUGCUUUGCUGGCGAAUAUCUAAGUAUGAAGAGCAAAAUGAUCGGCGACGCGGCAUAUGAGUCUCUAUGGUACGAUUUGACUCCCAGUGAGACUCGAAUCCUGCUGUUCUUGAUAAUGAGAUCGCAAAAGCAAUUGACAAUCACAGUCGGCAGAUUCACGAACCUCUCUUUGCAACAGUUCGCGAACAUCAUUAAAUUGUCAGCUUCGUAUGUCUCUGUGCUUCUCGCGUUGUAACAACGGCUGCAGUUAUCAAUAUUGAUGUCAAUAUCAUUGACGUUUCAACGCAUUCAUUGACGCAGUGUUGCAAAUUGCUGACGUAAGUUGGGUGAUAGAAGAUUAUUAUAUUUUUAAUAAAGGCUAGUGAUCUGUUAAAAA
This is a messenger RNA of Ooceraea biroi (clonal raider ant), 2940 nucleotides long. RefSeq lists its product as uncharacterized. Gene Ontology annotation, biological process: detection of chemical stimulus involved in sensory perception of smell; sensory perception of smell. Lineage: Eukaryota; Metazoa; Arthropoda; Insecta; Hymenoptera; Formicidae. Gene Ontology annotation, cellular component: plasma membrane. The record is from RefSeq and is a predicted model, not a curated record. Gene Ontology annotation, molecular function: olfactory receptor activity; odorant binding.